UCUUUCCAUCCUCUAAUAACAAGCACAGAAACAGCUCUCACCCUGCAAAGAUGUCUGUCGGAGGCGGUGGGAACAUGUGCUAUGCCAGCUGUCCUGCAUCCACAGUGACAAUACAGCCACCACCCUUUGUCCUAAAUAUCCCAGGACCAGCGCUCUACUGCCCUGACCAAAACUUUGGCAUUGAGCAAUACAACCCAUGCGCAGGCUAUGGCGGUGGAUAUGGAGGCAGCGGAGGAAUGGGGGGCCGUGCUAUUGGUAGCGGAAGCGGCAUGGGCAUAGGUGGUGGUAUGGGUGGAGGAGGAGGUUAUGGAGGCCUUGGUGGUGCAGGUGGUUAUGGGGGUGGAAGUAUGGGAGGCCGUGGGCUUGGUGGUUUAGGUGCAGGUGGCAGUCUGGGCGGUGGAGGAGGUUAUGGGGGCAUUGGUGGUGGUUAUGGGGGUGGAAGUAUGGGGGGCCGUGGUGGGGGUGUUUUAGGUGGGGGUAGCUUGGGUGGUUUAGGUGGGGGUAGCAUGGGUGGUAGUGGUGGCACUGGUGGAUCUGGUGGACGUCGAGGCAGCAUAGGUGGUGGCACCGGGGGUGGACGUAGAGGCAGCAUAGGUGGUGGCAGCGGGGGAGGACGUAGAGGCAGCAUAGGUGGUGGCAGCGGGGGCGGACGUAGAGGCAGCAUAGGUGGUGGCAGUGUGGGUGGACGUAGAGGCAGCAUAGGUGGUGGCAGCACGGGUGGCGGUCUUGGUGGAUCUGGAGGUAGUGUUGGUGGUGGCACUGGUGGAAUUGGAGGCAGUCUGGGUGGUGGAGGAGGAGGACGCCGAAUCAGCGGGGGACGCCGAUACAGUGGCAGUGGUGGCUACAGCAGUGGUGGAUAUGGUGGAAGUGGUGGCUACAGCAGUGGCGGAUAUGGUGGAAGUGGCGGAUACAGCAGUGGCGGAUAUGGUGGAAGUGGUGGAUACGGAAGUGGCGGAUAUGGUGGCAGUGGGGGAUAUGGCAGUGGGGGAUAUGGUGGAAGUGGUGGAUACGGAAGUGGUGGAUAUGGUGGCAGUGGGGGAUAUGGCAGUGGGGGAUAUGGCAGUGGGGGAUAUGGUGGAAGUGGUGGAUACAGCAGUGGCGGAUAUGGUGGCAGUGGCGGAUACGGCAGUGGGGGAUAUGGUGGAAGUUGCGGAUAUGGCAUGGGCGGAUAUGGCAGUGGUGGAUACGGUAGCGGUGGAUAUGGUGGCAGAAGCUAUGGCACCAGAAGAAUUAUAUACUCUGGAGGCCGCAGAAGCGGAUAUGGUGGAGGUGGCUACAGCAGCAGGUCUUAUGGCGGCUCCUAUGGUGGAAGCUUGGCGCUGCUGCCUAGUACCGCAUGCUACACCUGCUACUGAACCCAGAGGAAACAACCCAGAGCUCACAGGACAACUGCAGAAACACAAGAUGAUGAACCCAAAGCUUGAACUUGCAGGAGUGGACUUGGGGAAACCCUUCGCCUUCUGUCGCCUGCUGAUGCAAGCUCCUUGAACUGAAUGAUCAGCGAAUCCACACUUGAACUCUGUGUGCAUUUUUGUUUCCACAAUUGCACACAAGAAGAAAUAACUCGCAGUAAUAUCCUUUCCAGGCUAUGUUGCUUUCUACAAACUUCACGACUAUGACUUGAAACGUGUGGGGGAGAGCAUAUAAGCCCACCCCUUUUCUCCGCUCUGAUGAUGAACAACCCACAACCGUGCACUUGCAUGUCCUGUUUGAAGAGAUUCUUAAAUGCCUUGAACUGUGCCCACUGAAGCAUUGUGACACCUCUGUUUCCACAACCAAUGAAGCAAUAGUGCAGAUUGAAAAAAUCAAUUGCAUUCUAAUUUAUCACCCUUUUCCCUGCCAAAAAAAAAAAUGCUGCUGUUUCUUCAUUCCCUUUGUCAUUAAAGCUU
Molecule: messenger RNA, 1889 nt
Organism: Podarcis raffonei (Aeolian wall lizard)
Lineage: Eukaryota; Metazoa; Chordata; Lepidosauria; Squamata; Lacertidae
Exons: 2
Coding region: 51-1355 (434 amino acids)
Source: RefSeq, a predicted model, not a curated record